GGGGACCGUCUGUCUUGCUUCUAUCUGGGACAUACUUCGGAUACUGAGUCCCCAAGAACCUGUAUCCUGGACAAUCCUGGGCACACCCACAUCUUUUGGGGGGGGGGUCUCAUAAGCGCCCUGUGAGUGGUUCUCAUAGGAGAGAACCUGGUGUUUCUGGAGCCAAGAUGCUGAUCCAGCUGUGCCUGACCCUCUUCUUUCUUGAGUGCUUCAUUGCUGGAACUCCAGCACCUGGGCCUGAGGACAUUCUGAUGGGCAUCGUGGGGGGUCAUAAUGCCCCACAGGGGAAGUGGCCAUGGCAGGUCAGCCUGAGGAUCUAUAGAUACUACUGGGCCUUCUGGGUGCACAACUGUGGGGGCUCCAUCAUCCACCCACAAUGGGUGCUGACUGCUGCCCACUGCAUUCGUGAGAGAGAUGCUGACCCAUCAGUCUUUCGGAUCCAUGUUGGGGAGGCGUACCUCUAUGGGGGCACUGAGCCGGAGCUGCUGAGUGUGAGUCGGGUCAUCAUCCACCCAGACUUUGUCCACGCUGACCUGGGUUCAGAUGUGGCUCUGCUCCAGCUGGCAGUGUCUGUACAAUCCUUUCCUAAUGUCAAGCCAGUCAAGCUGCCCUCUGAGUCUCUUGAGGUCACCAAGAAGGAUGUGUGCUGGGUGACCGGCUGGGGUGCAGUGAGCACACACAGGUUGCUGCCUCCUCCCUACCGCCUACAGCAGGUGCAGGUAAAGAUAAUUGACAACCCCCUUUGUGAGGAGAUGUACCACAAUGCCACCAGGCACCGCAAUCGUGGCCAGAAACUGAUCCUAAAGGACAUGUUAUGUGCAGGCAACCAGGGCCAAGACUCCUGCUAUGGUGACUCAGGUGGCCCUCUGGUCUGCAAUGUGACAGGCUCCUGGACCCUGGUGGGAGUGGUGAGCUGGGGCUAUGGCUGUGCCCUCAGGGACUUCCCUGGGGUCUAUGCACGAGUGCAGUCCUUCCUGCCCUGGAUCACGCAGCAGAUGCAGAGGUUCUCCUGAGCCCAGCUGCUGGCCUCGUGGCCAUCAGAUGAGGAUAAGUCGGCUUUGGUCACGAUUCCAGAGUGGACGGCCAGGGUUUAGGCUCUGGAGUGUAGGUGACCAGGGCACCAAGCAUUAGCUACUGAAGGACAUGGCUCAGUUUCCUGGCUUCCUAAAUAAAGAUGUGUUUGUUG
Molecule: messenger RNA, 1186 nt
Organism: Mus caroli (Ryukyu mouse)
Lineage: Eukaryota; Metazoa; Chordata; Mammalia; Rodentia; Muridae
Product: serine protease 29
Biological process (GO): proteolysis
Molecular function (GO): serine-type endopeptidase activity
Source: RefSeq, a predicted model, not a curated record